AUGCAGCUACACACGCAGCAGCAGCAGCAGCAGCGGCGGCGGCGAUACGCGCGGAUAUCGCGUCGAGAAAGACAGAACAGGUGGCCGACCAACUGUGACGAUGGCCAUUCCGAUCGACAACGCGUCCAGAAACUGGAGGCCAGGAUGGAGCAGAUUGUGGAUGCCGUCAAUACGCUUGUGGAGCUCCAAUCGGGACAGUCGUCGGCCAGACUCCAUGGGACUUCGACGCCGCGACUCAGUGCCUCGUCCAUUCUGUCCCAGGAAGAAAUUCAACACGAUGGCACGGCUCACCCUAGCGUCUCGAGAUUCGAUCCCUUACACCGGUUGUUCACCUUGACCUUUGCUCAGUUGGCGAUGCUGACCAGUGCCAGACCAGAUCCUCCGCCGGACGUGCUCCAGACAUUAGUCAAGCUGUACCUCGAACGGAUCGCGGAUCAACCUCUGCCUCUCUUUGACGUCAAAAGACUGCCUUCUCGUGCGCAGAAAUUCUCAAGAGGGCUUUUAAGGAGCUUUCUUGCCUUGACUGUCAGAUACUCGGACAGUGAUUUCUAUAGCAACAGCCGAUCCCGCGCCGUAGAUUUCUACAAGAACUCGGCGUCGGAAUUGUUGUUUGCCCAGGCCGCAGAGCCUUCUGGCGACCUGGAGACUCUUAUGGCUUUCUGCCUGCUGUGCCUCAGCGAGAUUGCAGGCGUGGCUGUGCGAAUGGCCGUAUGCUCAAACACAAUGUUCAAUGCCGCCACGAGUACGACAGUCUCUGCAAACCCCGAGCUGUCCAGAUGUUGCUGGAGCGUGUUCAUCCUUGACCGAAUGCACGGGAGCAGCUUUCGUUGUCUUCCGGCCAUCUCUACUGAAGAGGCUAUGCCUGAGAUGCCCCCUGUUGCAAAACGGCCUUCAUUAACUCUGCCAAACAGACUCGCGGAGUUCGAGGGCGCGGAGGAGAAGGACGCCGGUAUCAACUCCUACGCUUUACAGUUAUUGUCUAUAUGGGGUCGCUUGAUGUCGUACCUCAAGACCAUCAAACAGGGCAAUCUUGAAGAGCCAUGGGCCGCCAACUCGGUGUAUCAACAGAUCAAGUCGGAAAUGUCUCGGUUCGAAACGGUGCUUCCGGAAGCCCACCGAUUCAAGAACAACCGAUUUCAUGACAGGACACCUUCAGAGCUGGAAGAGCAGCGUGCAUAUUGGGCAGCUUGGGUCUUCACACAAUGCAUCUACCACACGAUACAUUGCACCCUGAACCACCCCUUUCUCCAUAUUGCUAGGAUCCCGGGUCGACCACGACUCCGCUCUCCGUCAUUCCUUCAACAUGCAACCGACCAAGCGGUGCUGCACUCAGCCUGGGUCGUCCUUGUUCUAAGAUUAUGCGAGGAAAAGCACUUUACCAUUUUCGAUCCGUUUGUCGGUCACUUGGCUUCGAUGAUUACAACUGCGCAGUUUUUUUUGAAAUUUUCAAAGGACGAGUCGCUGGCAGCAAGGGCCUCUAAAGAUUUUGAAAUGCUGAGAAGCUAUGUUGAUAAAAUGGCGAAUACCCACAGUCACCUGCUGCAUACCGUUUCGAAGCUUUCUAGGCUUGCACAGUUCGCAACAUCACACGUCUAUGCGGCUUCGAAUAGUCCACCAAAGGUCGAGACUGCACUAUUAUGGGAUCUGCUCGACUAUGCAGUGUCAUCGUCACCCGUCGUCGACAGCGGUGACUCCUCCGACAAUGUGGAACUGAACGAUACUGAGAUGCCCAGCAUGUGGCUCACGGAUAUGCAGAAGGUUGGUGUCGCAUUCUGCUCGGGAGGUGGAUUGUUCUUGUUCGGAGGUGUCCUCAUGUUCUUCGAUCGCUCUAUGCUAGCGAUGGGAAAUAUCCUCUUCCUCAUCGGCCUGACCCUUAUCAUCGGAUUCCAAAAGACGUUUGUCUUCUUCGCCCGACGUCAAAAACUCAAAGGCACCGCUGCGUUCAUGGCAGGCAUACUUCUCAUACUGAUCCGGUGGCCACUGACUGGAUUCCUGGUUGAACUCUACGGCAUCUUCGUCCUCUUUGGCGACUUCUUUGCGACCAUAGCAUCGUUUGCCGGCAAUAUCCCCAUUGUGGGCCCAUACAUCCAAAUGGUACUGCAGAAGAUCUCGAGCGGGCGGCGGAAUGCAGAAUUGCCAGUAUGA
Fonsecaea nubica is the source of this 2145-nucleotide messenger RNA. RefSeq lists its product as hypothetical. Bases 1 to 2145 code for a protein of 714 amino acids. Lineage: Eukaryota; Fungi; Ascomycota; Eurotiomycetes; Chaetothyriales; Herpotrichiellaceae. Gene Ontology annotation, biological process: vesicle-mediated transport. Gene Ontology annotation, cellular component: nucleus. The transcript has 10 exons. The record is from RefSeq and is a predicted model, not a curated record.